Eimeria maxima is the source of this 3636-nucleotide messenger RNA. RefSeq lists its product as hypothetical. Gene Ontology annotation, molecular function: protein binding. Lineage: Eukaryota; Apicomplexa; Conoidasida; Eucoccidiorida; Eimeriidae. Gene Ontology annotation, cellular component: EMC complex. Gene Ontology annotation, biological process: protein folding in endoplasmic reticulum. The transcript is spliced from 18 exons. Bases 1 to 3636 code for a protein of 1211 amino acids. The record is from RefSeq and is a predicted model, not a curated record.
AUGCUGCGGCAGCUGCUGCAGCCGCUGCAGCUGCAGCGGCUGCUUCGGCCUGCGUUUUCUGUGCUGCUGCUCCUGCUGUUCAAGCAGAUAGCAGCAGCAGCACAACACGUUGGUACUGACGCUUGGCUGCUGCAGACAGCAGGGCCAGUGCAACAGUUGCUGUUGGGCCCACCACCAACGGCAAGAGUAGCCGCAGCAGCAGACCCAGCAGCAGCAGCAGCAGAUUGGACGGGUGUUACCAUUUCUGCAACAGGAACAGUUUCAGGUGUACGUGCAGCUACUGGAGAGCAGCGAUGGCGACUUGUGCUGAGUGAGGGGUGGAAACUGCAACAACAGCAGCAAAUAGGGCCUCUACUGCUGCUGUUGGCGAAUGUAGACCACCCUUUAUCUGCAGCAGCAGUUGCAGACGCAGCAGCAGACCCAACUAGAGCAGCAAAUGCAGGAGAAACAGCAGCAGCAGACCCAGAGAUAGCAGUAUCAACAAACCCAACAACAACAAAAACAGUAGCAGCAUCAGACACAACAGCAACAAAGGCACCAGCAGCAACAGCAGCAAAAUUCGGGGGUACUCUGCAUGCAAUUGACCUUAGAGAUGGCGUUUUGCUGUGGAAGGUGGGAGGGGACAUCAGCAGCUUUGCUGCUGCUACCUCGGGCCCCAGUCCAGGAGCAGCAAAAACAGGAUCAGCACCAGCAGCACCAACAGCAGCAGUAGCGGAAGCUGUGUUCGUUGCUUGCAUGACGCCUCGGGGUCUGGAGACUCGCGAUGCCUUGUCAGGGCGUGUCUUGUGGACACAGACCCUCAGCAGCAGCAGCAGCAACAGCAGCAGCAGCAGCAGAAAUCUUGGCCUCGUUUCUGUGCAGCGGGAGAAUGAAGGGGAGAUACAGCAGGCAAACUUCUGUCUGCUGCAGCAGCAAACCCCAGGAGGCAAACUCAGCAGCAGCUGUUACCACGCUUGGGACGGGCAGCAGCAGGAGCAACAGCCGCAGAAACAGCAGCAGCAGAAACAGCAGCAGCAGGCGAAGGUUGACGCCUCCGAGUCAUUGUCCAUUAGGCCCCUUGGGAGCAAUUGCUACGUGCUGAAGAGUGAAUCCCAUGUGUACUUGCUGCGGCUCACAGAACAGGGAGGACUGGAUGCUCUCCAAGCCCUAAACCCUCAGUCCCUAAACCCUAUGGCCGGAAACCAUAGCCUGUUGCCACUUGGUGGCUGUGCAGCACUCGUGCAGUCCACGGGCUUGUCCGGUGGAGGCUGGGCAGUGACUCCUCUUGAGACUCAGAGACUGGAGAAACCCUAUCAGCACGUUGUUGCAGUGAAGGUUUCUGAAGGAGUUAUUGAGUCGAAGUUGCUAAAUCUUGAAACCCUUGCAGAGACCGCCUUCAUUAGGGAGGAGCUGCCCACAGCAGCAGCAGCAGCAGCAGCAUGGCGAGCAACUGGGGUGUCUUGUCAGGGCCCCAGCGCAGUUGCAGCUUUGGCUUUUGCUGGUGCAGCACAGCAUCAGCAGCCGCAGCUGCUGCUGUUGCUGUCUGAUUUCUCGCUGGUGCUGCUGCAGAAGGACUUGGGUGUCUCUUGGCUGCGGGAGGAGGGCUUGAGUCUCCUCACAAGUGCUGCUCUCGGAGCUCUGCCUUCCGUGCAAGAGAGCGAAGAACAGAUGGAGGCUGCAACAGCUGCAUCGCGGGGUCUCAUGCAUGCUGCAGCAACAGCUGCUGUAACAGCAGCAGAAGAGGCUGCAGCAACAGCAGCUUCGAUUGCAACUGCUGUAGGCGGCGCCGCUGCAGACGCUGCGUCUGCUCUCGUGUCCAAGGGUUUAGGAUUUGCUGCGUCGCUUCUGGGGAGGCAGGAAAUCCCACCUGAAGUCGCUGCAGCAAGCCGUGCCAACCUGUCUCCUCUCUUCAACUUUAGGCUCUCUGCAGCAUCGAAGUUACAAGCUCUUGGGCUGCAGCAGCAGGACCAGCAGCAGCAGACCGAACAGCAACAGCAGCUGCUGCUGCAGCUUACAGCAGAAAUGCAUACGAGGCAAAAAGCCCAACCCUUUGGCUGGAGGAAUAUAAUCAUUGCUGCCAACUGCAACAAUAAGAUGCUUGUGCUGCUGCAGUUGGUGCUGCUGCCUCAGGUGCAGGCGCGAAGGAGCAGCAGCGAACCCAACCCACCCGAGGUAAACCCUGUCUCUUUUGUUGCGUUGCCCCUGCUGCAGGAGACAGAGCUGCUUUGGAUCGACCUAGGCAGAGGAGAGCUGCAGCAGCAGCAGCGAGUCCAGUUUGCCGCUGCUGCUAUUCUCCCGCUGCAGCAUCUGGAACUGCAGGAUGCAGCAGCAACAGCCGCAGCAGCAGUUGCUGGCGCCGAAAACCAGACAACGGAUUUGCUUCUGCAGCGGCUGCAACACAGCAGCAGUGCCGUUGUGUUGCUGGGGAAGCAGAAGCAGAAACAGAAGCAGCAGCAGCAAUUCCUCUUGUACCUCGCAGAGCCACAGCACCAGAUCGCGCCUUCUGCGGCGGUGACAGAAGAGAUCCCACUCCCGUUGGCUCACCUGCUUUCUUCCCGCGUUUCCUUUUACAUCACAGACGACUGCAGCGGGUUGAUUGAAGGGUUUUCUGUCUUGCCGCUAACUUCACCGAAGGAACCCUCCGCCGCGGGAACGGUGAAGAUGGGGGCAUUUGCAACUUGGUCUCUCGACUUCUCAGCUCAAAAGCAGAUCAUUCUCACCACAGCGAACGCCAUGCAUCGAUCGCUUCGGCAGGUGCCUGUCUUCGUGCAUGCGGAUGUCUCCGUGGGCUAUAAACACAUUGACCCAAACCUCGUUGCUGUCGUAACUGCGGAUGAGGGUUUAGGAGGCGCACUAAUGCUGCACCUUCUGAACGCCGUGUCGGGGGAAAUCGCACAUCAACAAGUCCUCCCUGCAGGAGCCUCGAAGCCCCUCCUUGUUGCCGUGUGCGAGGAUUCGGUGUACGUACACUUUUGGAAUAUUUUUGCUGCGCGUUUUGAGCUGCUGGUUGUCACCCUUACGGAAGACAGACCAGACCCAGGGCCGUUGGGUUUGAUAUUCCCAUCGGCGCGUCGCAGCCCUCACAAGGGCGGAGGCAAGCCCGUAUCGGGGAUGAGGGCCGAGGGUUUAGGGUUUAGCGUUAAAGGGCUUGGGACUGGCUGGUCGUACGCCCUCAGGUUCGAGCUAUGGAAAUUGGGUGCUAGUAGCAGUACACAGCAGAUUCAUCUGCUGUCUACCCGCUUGGCUAAUGCAAAGCGUCCGCUACCGCCUGCUGCAGCUGCAGCAGCGGCGGCAGCAGCAGCAACCGCAGGUACCUCAGGACCGGAAGCUGCGACAGCAGCAACAACACCCGACAACAUUCCUGUGUACUCUCCUUUGCUUCCUCUAAACCCCCUAGACUGUCUCUACUACGGACGAAAGGUGUCUCAAGUGCGGGGUGUGCUUGCCCACCCAUCUGAGAGGGAGUCGACUUCUUUGGUUUUUGCCUUUGGUUUAGACAUUCUUUAUUCUCCUGUGCAGCCUGCAAGCGGGUUUGAUACCCUUUCUUCCACCUUUCCUUAUUCCUCGUUGCUGCUGGCCUUCGUUGCUCUUGUUGCCGCCGCAGCAGCAGCAGAUUACACUCAAAAGAAAAACGCCCUCAAGGCUAAAUGGGCCUAA